Stegodyphus dumicola is the source of this 2628-nucleotide messenger RNA. Its product is annotated as G-protein coupled receptor Mth2-like. The record is from RefSeq and is a predicted model, not a curated record. NCBI's taxonomy places the organism in Eukaryota, Metazoa, Arthropoda, Arachnida, Araneae, Eresidae.
AUAUUGCCCGACGAAGGUUAACGGGAACCCCAGUAACAUUACCGUUCGGUGAUGUUUAGGAGAAUCAUAUCUGAGAGAGAUUUGUAAAGUGUUUAGGUACCUUGCUUGAAGAUUUUAAAUUGUAGAAAAAUCUUGUAUCAUUACCCUGACUAGCACGUAACCACUGGUAACUAGUAAUGUACAUUCUUCUGCGAGAUUCAAGAAAUUCAAAACAUCAACCACACUUUCAUUUGGAUUUGAGACUGUUAAGUAAGACAUUGCUCUGUGCUGCCUGGGAGUCUCGAGAGUGAUAAGAGAAGAGUAGCUGCCUCGGAGAACGGAACAAUGGAUUGUGACCAAAUUUCUUCUCAAAGAAAACGUUUAGUCAUCUUAUUUGCUAGAGACCCAAGCACAGUAUGGAUAAUAGUGUCUCUUACGUAACCCAUGCCUCUGAGUGGUUAAGUGUUUGACGGACAAGAGAGCUUAGAGAACAUCCCUCAACCCGACAAAUACUGAUCGUAUAAACGUGGCUAUUCCUGGGAAUAAACGCGUCACAGAGAGCUUGCGUUGAUAUUUUCAAUUAAUGUUGGUAGUGUAGAAAGACAUUUGCAAUGUGACAAGGUGUAUGCCCGUGAAUUCCAUGCAUGAUGACAGAUGAUAACAAGGUGACGCGCAUGCAAAUCAAUAAUUCUCUUUUACGGUGUUUUGAAGAUGAUAGAAUGCCUUUUUGAAAUCCAUAGUAACCGCGAAGGAAACUAGUGUCACUAGUUCAAUCUCGAGUCUCAGUCUUAAAUCCAAGUCUCAGGCUUUGAAGGCAUUCGGCUUGUAGAUAACGAAGCCUUCUUCAGUGUUCAGGCGUGGAUUCACAGCCAACUGGAAACCUUUUUUGGAAAUGUCAUGAAAAUGCUUUCAGAAUGCUGGAAAAAAACGUAUCAAUUCUGGAGGGAGCAUGAUGAAUUGCAAGAAUAGGCAUUCAGACUUGUAAAAAUUGUAACCUUUUUUUGUCUAGGCAUCAAGAUCUAACGCAUAGGUAAGAUGAAUGAGAUUUUCUUCUUGACGUUUCACAUUAUAUUUCUUGCAUCACUGUCUCAAGCUGUAAACGAAACCGUAAAAGAAGAUGGUGAAUUGUUUCAAGGUAAACACCCCUCUCUGUAUAACUGUCCGGUAUUCGACUUGAAUCCAAAAUUCUAUACCAUUUUUCCCAACGGAACACUUUACAUAGAAUCUAUUAACACAACUUACAAUGAAUCCUUAUACAUUUUACAGGACAACGUCGUAUACAUUUCCAGUGGUUGUGAAAAUGAAACAGUAAAUGUAACAGAAAAUGAAGGAAUAAAAGAAGAAGAAUUUGAAGGCCCUUUGAAAUACUUAUCCCAAAUCGGAUUGGGUAUAUCCGUAGUGUGCUUGUUACUACAUUUACUAGUCUUCGCCCUUGUACCUCUUUUACGGAAUUUACCUGGAUAUAAUUUGGCAUCCCUUUGUUUGUCUCUUUUCAUAGGUUAUUUGUUCACAAUGAUCACCGACGACGAAAAUUUGAACAAAAACAAUCGGAAUUUAUGUAUAGCAUCCGCAGUUUUGAUCCAAUACUUUUUUAUAGCUUCCUUCCUGUGGAUGUCAGGGAUAGCUUUUAAUAUCUACAGAAGUCUUCUACAAGCAACCGGAAGUUUACGAAUCUGCCACAUAGAAUUCACAUUAAAGAAAUAUGGAUUCUACUGCGUGUUUUCAUGGGGAAUUUCAAUGGUGUUUGCUGCUGCUGCUUUAAUAGCUGACAACGUAAGUGAUUUUCCUGAACUUUACCAGCCACGGUUUGAAAGGACCUGCUGGUUCUUUCAUAAAGAAUCUAACUUAGUAUUUUUCGUUGGCCCAAUUUUUAGUUUGAUUAUAUUUAAUCUUAUAAUUUUUGUUAUCAGUGCAUACAUCAUAUUCUCAAACAGAAUGAAAUAUGUCGACAGCAACAAUAAAAUGCUUUUGAAAAAGCAUGCUUUGAUAUAUUUCAGACUGUUCGUUAUCAUGGGCGUCACCUGGAUUGUGAAACUUUUGGCUGCUGUGAUGAACGCUCUUUGGCUGUGGUACAUUUCUACUGUACUGAACACCUUCCAAGGUUUAUUUAUAUUCCUGGCAUUCACCUGCAGAAGAAAAGUGAAAAAUCAUUUAGUAACACGUGUCUUUGGAAGCUGGAAAAAAUCACAGCCUGCCUUAAAACCAACUUUCCAAUCUUAUUGCUUUUAUGAGAACUCAAUCAAAAUGGAUCUACAUAAGACUGCAGAUAUUGGCAAAGAAAAUAUUUCUAUGGAUACUGUAGUAAUGCACAUUUGAAUAAGAACAAAUGCCUGAUAAUGGAAAAAAAUAAAAAUCUGGUAAUGCCUCUGCUCCCGAAAAUAUUUCACGAUCUCAAAUUAAGCCAUAGUUUAUGCACUAUUGUUUCAUUCAAAUGGUUCAUAACUGUAUUUACUUUUGAAUGUGAUUAUGUAACCUUAUUAAUUGUCAUUUCAUAAUGCGCUUCAGUUUCAUUAAGUAAUUAUAUGCCUUUACUUUGUCUUUUUUACUAAUUUGUUUACAACCUAUAAAUAUACUAGGAGGCGAAUUAAAAUUUGAAUUCUGUAAAUAUGUUGCUUGUAACUUGUCUAAUAAAGAUAUUUUUCAGUUAAA